CUUCCUUUUCCAGGACCGCUUCAAGUUCACCAUCCUGAACGCCGUGCUGGUGGCCAACAAGGGCGACCUCGCAGCCCUCGUCGACUCGGAGGCGCGCGUCAUGCUGCUCUACUGCACGCGUGAGGAGGCCAUAGACGUCCUCGCAGCCGCCCGCGACCUGCACCUCACAGGCGAGAACUACGUGUGGGUAGUCACGCAAAGCGUCAUCGAGAACCCGCAGCAGGCGCCCUACCAGUUCCCCGUAGGGAUGCUGGGAGUCCAUUUCGAUACGUCCAGCAGCAGCCUCGUCAACGAGAUCACCACAGCCAUCAAGGUGUACGCUUAUGGCGUGGAGGACUUCAUCAACGACCCUGCCAACGCUCAAAGGUCCCUCAACACGCAGCUGUCCUGCGAGGGGGCAGGGGCUGCCAGGUGGGACACUGGGGACAGAUUCUUCAAGUAUUUGAGGAAUGUCAGCGUAGAGGCAGAUCAAGGCAGACCAAAUCUGGAGUUCACGCAGGACGGGGUUCUCAAGGCUGCUGAGCUGAAGAUCAUGAAUUUGAGACCAGGAGUGAGCAAACAACUGGUUUGGGAAGAGAUCGGCGUGUGGAAGUCGUGGCAGCGCGAAGGGCUCGACAUCAAGGACAUCGUGUGGCCGGGCGACAGCCACACGCCGCCCCAGGGGGUGCCCGAGAAAUUCCACCUGAAGAUCACCUUCCUGGAGGAGCCGCCCUACAUCAACCUGGCGCCGCCCGAUCCGGUGACGGGCAAGUGCCUGAUGGACAGGGGCGUGCAGUGCAGGGUGGCCAGCGAAGCGGACAUCACCGAGGUGGACAUGUCGCAGGCGCACCGCAACGGCAGCUUCUACCAGUGCUGCUCCGGCUUCUGCAUCGACCUGCUGCAGAAGUUCGGCGAGGAGUUGGGCUUCACGUGGGAGCUGGUGCGCGUUGAGGACGGCAAAUGGGGUACCAGUGAGCGCGGCCGGUGGAACGGCCUCAUCGCCGAGCUGGUCAACCGGAAGACCGACAUGGUGCUCACGUCGCUCAUGAUCAACGCCGAGAGGGAGGCGGUGGUGGAUUUCAGCGUGCCGUACAUGGAAACAGGUAUAGCCAUAGUGGUGGCCAAACGCACCGGAAUUAUCUCGCCCACCGCCUUCCUGGAACCCUUCGACACCGCCUCCUGGAUGCUGGUGGGCAUCGUCGCCAUACAGGCCGCCACCUUCAUGAUUUUCCUCUUCGAGUGGCUCUCGCCGAGCGGCUUCAACAUGAAGCUGUCCUUCAACCAGAAUCCCUCAGCUUCUCACAGAUUCUCCUUAUUCCGCACAUACUGGCUAGUAUGGGCAGUGCUAUUCCAAGCAGCAGUGCACGUUGAUUCUCCCAGGGGAUUCACCGCCCGAUUCAUGACCAACGUUUGGGCCAUGUUCGCCGUCGUCUUCCUCGCCAUCUACACUGCCAACUUAGCCGCCUUCAUGAUAACGAGAGAGGAAUAUUUCGAAUUUUCAGGCAUUGAUGACCCUCGUUUGUGCAGGCCCUACUCCUAUAAGCCUUCGAUCAAAUUCGGCACCAUUCCCUAUUCCCAUAGCGAUUCGACCAUGGCCAAAUAUUUCAAAGAGAUGCACGCUUACAUGGUCAACUAUAACCGAUCUAACGUCAUACAGGGCGUUGCAGGAGUGCUCAGCGGGGAGCUGGACGCUUUCAUUUACGAUGGUACGGUCCUGGAGUACCUAACUUCACAAGAUGAAGAUUGCAGGUUACUGACUGUAGGGUCGUGGUAUGCCAUGACGGGAUAUGGCCUGGCCUUUCCCAGAAACUCCAAAUACCUCAAGAUGUUCAACAAGAGACUGCUCGACUUCCGGGAAAACGGAGAUCUGGAAAGGCUGCGGCGCUACUGGAUGACAGGAGUCUGCAAACCUGGCAAGCAAGAGCACAAAAGCUCUGAUCCUCUAGCUCUCGAACAGUUUCUAUCAGCUUUUCUUCUUCUCAUGUCUGGAAUACUUCUGGCAGCUCUCCUCUUGCUCAUGGAGUACCUGUACUUCAAGUACUUGCGGGCGCACCUCGCCAAGACCGAUCGCGGCGGCUGCUGCGCCCUCAUCAGCCUCUCGAUGGGCAAGAGCCUCACGUUCCGUGGGGCGGUGUUCGAGGCGCAGGACAUCCUGCGCAACCACCGCUGCAAGGACCCCGUCUGCGACACGCACCUGUGGAAGGUGAAGCGGGACUUAGAUGUGGCGCAGCUGCGCAUCAAGCAGCUGGAGAAGACGAUGGAGGGGCACGGCGUGAAGCCGCCGCCGCCGUGCAAGCGGUGA
This is a messenger RNA of Phaedon cochleariae (mustard beetle), 2281 nucleotides long. The record is from the annotation of a GenBank genome assembly. NCBI's taxonomy places the organism in Eukaryota, Metazoa, Arthropoda, Insecta, Coleoptera, Chrysomelidae.